UUUUUAAUUUACUUAUUCUUUUAAUCAUUCUAUAAUACUACAUUAUAUAUAUAUAUAUAUAUAUUUAUGCAUUCUUCUUCCAAUAAUAAUAGAAGUCAUCGUAAUAGUGAUCCUUAUAGAGCAGCAAGAAGAACUCUUAGUCCAGCUGAUUCAUAUGAUUCCUCCAAGUUAAGAUCUGAAUCUGACAUUCACUCUCGAUCAGCGUCUGAUAGUAGUACUAGUCGACUUACAACUUCUCAACCAACGUACGAUCAUAGACGAAAUGAUUAUUAUACUGAUGAUCCUUAUGCACCAAGACAAACGAGUCAUAAACAUCAUACACGAAAAGAUACACCAGAAUCACAUCAUACUACCAAUUCAUCUUCAACGAUACCAUCACAAGAACAACAAUCCGAUUAUUAUCAAGCUCAAAAAGCCAAUUCUUAUUUACCAUAUUCACAUCAUCAACCAGGAAAGAAAGAUCAUUAUUAUCAACCUCCAGCAACGUCUAUGUACUUGGAAAGUGAACAUUUACCUAGUUUUACAUCACCACACAAUGGCGGAGGAGUUGGAUCUUUAUUACAAGAUAAUAUUGUCAUGGAUAUGGUUGAUUCUCCGAUACUCACACGUCGAAAGGAAGGAUUGGAUCGUUUACCUCCCUUGGAAGAAAAGAAACGACGGCGAUUCUAUGGAUUGGGCGCGAAAAGAUUAUUGAUUAUUGUAUUUAUCUUUAUUGUCAUUGUAGUGAUUGUUUGGUACUUUGUUUGGCCUCGAACAUUUACUAUGACUUAUGUGGAUACAAAUCUUUAUGGAAGUGCUUAUCAACCUAUUCAUCCAAACAAUACAGUCACUGGAUUUCAAACUACUUGGAAUGUCUCCAUGAUGGCUGACAACAAGGAAAAUUGGGUACCCACUCAUGUUAGUAGAUUGGAUCUCGAUAUUUAUGAUCAAAGCACUGGUGUAAGAUUUGCAAAUGGUACUUAUGGUUCUUUUGUUUUACCUCCCAAAUCACAAAAACCUAUCGACUUUAUUGUCAAUAUUGAUUAUGAUCCAGCACCAAAUGAUCAAACCUUACAAGAUCUUUCAGCUGCAUGUUUAGCUCAAUUAGAACCAAAUGAUCCAUCACAACCUCAACCACAAUCACAACAAUCUCUCAAUUUACAUUUCGAUGUCACUUAUCAUAUAGCCGGUAUUGCCUGGACAUCUCAAACAAGACAAAAUGUUGGUCAAUUCAAUUGUCCCACAUGAUACCCUUAUUAUUAUUAUUUUAUUUUUAU
This is a messenger RNA of Halteromyces radiatus, 1256 nucleotides long. RefSeq lists its product as uncharacterized. Bases 67 to 1227 code for a protein of 386 amino acids. NCBI's taxonomy places the organism in Eukaryota, Fungi, Mucoromycota, Mucoromycetes, Mucorales, Cunninghamellaceae. The record is from RefSeq and is a predicted model, not a curated record. The transcript is spliced from 2 exons.